Ornithorhynchus anatinus (platypus) is the source of this 7189-nucleotide messenger RNA. It is a transcript of the gene RPS6KA3, whose product is annotated as ribosomal protein S6 kinase A3. The coding region runs from base 201 to 2423 and encodes 740 amino acids. Lineage: Eukaryota; Metazoa; Chordata; Mammalia; Monotremata; Ornithorhynchidae. Gene Ontology annotation, biological process: protein phosphorylation; intracellular signal transduction. The record is from RefSeq and is a predicted model, not a curated record. The transcript has 22 exons. Gene Ontology annotation, molecular function: ATP binding; magnesium ion binding; ribosomal protein S6 kinase activity.
GUCCGGGAGGCCAGGUAGCGCUCGGCCGCCAUGUUGGGAGCGGAAGUGGGCCGCCCGUGAGCCAGGAGGAGGAGCAGGAGCAGGAGCGGGAGCAGGAGCGGGAGCAGGAGCGGCGGGGCCGGAGCGGCGCCAACGAGGAUCCCCCGCACCCGCACCGCCGGCGCCGUCAGGGCCGAGGCCGGAGCAAGGCCGGGGGGAAGAUGCCGCUGGCCCAGCUGGCGGACCCGUGGCAGAAGAUGGCUGUGGACACCAACUCCGACGCCGCCGAGAAUGGACAGCAAAUUAUGGAUGAACCAAUGGGAGAAGAGGAGAUGAAUCCUCAAACGGAAGAAGGCAGCAUCAAAGAAAUUGCAAUCACGCAUCAUGUCAAAGAAGGACAUGAGAAAGCAGACCCUUCCCAGUUUGAACUUCUGAAAGUCCUAGGGCAGGGAUCUUUUGGGAAGGUAUUUCUUGUAAAAAAAAUCUCAGGAUCUGAUGCUCGCCAGCUUUAUGCAAUGAAAGUAUUAAAAAAGGCCACACUAAAAGUUCGAGAUCGGGUUCGGACGAAGAUGGAACGUGAUAUCCUAGUAGAAGUUAAUCAUCCCUUUAUUGUUAAAUUACAUUAUGCUUUUCAAACAGAAGGGAAGCUGUACCUUAUUUUGGAUUUUCUCAGGGGAGGAGAUUUGUUUACACGCUUAUCCAAAGAGGUGAUGUUCACAGAAGAAGACGUCAAAUUCUAUUUGGCUGAACUUGCACUCGCUUUAGAUCAUCUGCAUAGUCUUGGAAUAAUCUACAGAGACCUAAAACCUGAAAACAUACUGCUUGAUGAAGAAGGCCAUAUCAAGUUGACAGAUUUUGGCUUGAGCAAAGAGUCCAUCGACCAUGAGAAGAAGGCCUAUUCCUUCUGCGGAACGGUAGAAUAUAUGGCUCCUGAAGUAGUUAAUCGACGAGGUCAUACCCAAAGCGCAGACUGGUGGUCUUUUGGUGUUUUAAUGUUUGAAAUGCUCACUGGUACUCUACCUUUCCAAGGGAAAGACAGAAAAGAAACCAUGACAAUGAUCCUGAAAGCCAAACUUGGAAUGCCACAGUUUUUGAGUCCUGAAGCUCAGAGUCUUUUGCGCAUGCUUUUCAAGCGAAAUCCGGCAAACAGAUUAGGAGCAGGUCCAGAUGGAGUUGAAGAGAUUAAACGCCAUGCGUUUUUCUCCACAAUAGACUGGAAUAAAUUAUACAGGAGGGAGAUUCUUCCACCUUUUAAACCUGCAACGGGGAGACCUGAAGAUACAUUUUAUUUUGAUCCUGAAUUUACAGCCAAAACUCCCAAAGAUUCACCUGGAAUUCCCCCAAGCGCUAAUGCACACCAGCUCUUCCGGGGUUUCAGUUUCGUCGCUAUUACUUCAGAUGACGACAACCAAGCCAUGCAGGCGGUCGGAGCACAUUCAAUUGUUCAGCAGUUGCACAGGAACAGCAUUCAGUUCACCGAUGGCUAUGAAGUAAAAGAAGAUAUUGGAGUCGGCUCCUAUUCCAUUUGCAAGAGAUGUAUACACAAAGCCACAAACAUGGAAUAUGCUGUUAAGAUUAUUGAUAAGAGCAAGAGAGAUCCAACAGAAGAAAUUGAGAUCCUUCUUCGGUAUGGUCAGCACCCAAAUAUCAUCACUCUAAAAGAUGUGUAUGAUGAUGGAAAAUAUGUAUAUGUGGUAACAGAACUUAUGAAAGGUGGCGAACUGCUGGAUAAAAUUCUGAGACAGAAGUUUUUCUCUGAAAGAGAAGCCAGUGCCGUGCUGUUCACAAUAACGAAAACUGUGGAGUAUCUUCAUGCACAAGGGGUGGUGCAUAGAGACCUGAAGCCUAGCAACAUUCUUUACGUAGAUGAGUCCGGUAACCCGGAGUCUAUUCGGAUUUGUGACUUCGGCUUUGCAAAGCAGCUCAGAGCAGAAAACGGUCUUCUGAUGACUCCGUGCUAUACCGCAAAUUUUGUCGCUCCAGAGGUUUUAAAAAGACAAGGCUACGAUGCUGCUUGUGAUAUAUGGAGUCUUGGUGUCCUUCUGUAUACAAUGCUCACUGGCUACACUCCUUUCGCAAAUGGUCCAGAUGACACCCCAGAAGAAAUUCUGGCACGAAUAGGCAGUGGGAAAUUCUCCCUCAGCGGUGGUUACUGGAAUACAGUUUCGGACACAGCAAAGGAACUAGUUUCAAAGAUGCUUCACGUAGAUCCGCAUCAAAGACUGACUGCUGCCCUUGUGCUUCGACAUCCCUGGAUUGUUCACUGGGAUCAGUUGCCUCAGUACCAGCUCAACAGACAGGAUGCACCACAUCUGGUUAAGGGGGCCAUGGCAGCUACCUACUCUGCCCUGAACCGCAAUCAGUCACCGGUUUUAGAGCCGGUGGGCCGCUCUACCCUUGCUCAGCGACGAGGUAUUAAAAAGAUUACCUCGACAGCCCUGUGAAGUGACCUCAGCCAGAUCCUUGGUACCACGGUGUCAGAUGUUAGCACAAAUCACGGCAACAGGUAGCACGUAUCGGAGCGACACCUGCAAGCACACUCCGCCCCAGCUGGCUCCCAGAAUGCUGCUGCUGCUGCUGCUCUCAUCUAUUCUCGCUUUCGAUGAUCGUUGGCAUAGUUCCCGACUUCUUCCGGAGCUGCGGAUGGAAUGAAAAGCGGAAUGACGAUGAAGAUGGACGGUCACCGAAAUCAUCUAGAACAAUCACGAAUGCCACCUCUGUCAUUUAAAAAAAAAAAAAUACACUGAAUAAAGCACUCGGCACCGUAUAGCAUUAUUUUUAUAGGGAGUAUUUCUUGCCUCCUCAAAUAUUCUUCGUUAGCUUUAGGAAUGGACCGUUUAUGUUAAGCACUUAGCUUAAACAAUCCGUUUAGAAUAGCACUGUCGACUUUGUGCCAUCCAACAUUUUGUAUGUUUUUGUAAACAGUUCAUAUACAGUACAUUUCUGUACUAUUUUCUUUAAUGUAUACAUGCCUUGUUUUAACUUGGAGUUUAUUAAUCAAUCUGGCAAUUAAAUCUGGUUGGACAGUUCUAAAACAGCCUGAUUGUUGAACAGCUAUUGAAUGUAAUAUUAUGAAAAUGUAAUCACCUUCUCCAAGUCUUUUUUGGUUUUUUUGUAUUGUUUUUUUUUUUCUUCAUCCGUCUCUAUUACCCUCACUGAUUGUAAUUCUUGAAGCUCAAACCCAGAGAUCCAUUAUGGAAGGGAAGAUCUUCGCGCUGCAGUAUCAUGCAUGUGUGGCAGAAUCAAGAUGGAAGCUAAAAAAAAAAAAACCUCUCCCUUUGAUAACUCUUUUUUCCUUGUCUACUUAAAUAAGGAUUGCCUCAAUGCACUUUUUUACCAGAAGUAAUUCUUUUCAUCAUUACUUAAUAUCGCUUGUAGUUGGGUAUCCUAAGUGGUGUCACAGUUGACGGGGCAGAUAUUAGAGAAAAAAGGAUCAUCAUCAUCUGUGAAACAUGAAUGGAGUAGCCAGUGGACAGGUAAUGAGCUAAAUACAGAAUCAUUUACUAGGUGCUAUCUUAAAAUUAAUGCAAUAUCAGUGACUGAGCACCAGAUUCAGUAAGUUUUCGAUGUCAUGAUGCGGCGUUGGAGAAGGGUCUUGGUCACCCCAGACUACCCCACUGUUCAUCCUAAUUCUUGUACUUUGAAUUUACUGAAUUAGAAUGCAUUUGGCAACUUGGGUGUUGUAAGGUCCCCCGGACCCCUGAAAUGGUUUAUGUGGAAUUCGGCUGCUCGAAUAAUCCAGAUAGUCGCGGCGCUGUUGUUUGAGAGACGGUGGGAGACGGUGGUCUUGACCGGUGGUUGUGUUGGAGAAAUCUCUGCCUAUGUGCGCCCAGGUGAGGCCUUCUCUUGCCGAUCUUUGCCAUCCUGUGCACGUAAUUUGCAGAACACAAAAAUUCCCUGUUCUAACUAGCUGCUCCCUUUCCUGCUCUUUUGGUCGUUAUUCCUAAUGAAGUUUUGGGAAAGGUACUAUAGUGAGGAAGAAGGUAACUUACCUCAUCUUGAAUGUGCUGGGAUAGGUCUCUCUUUCUUAGUCAUGCACUAAAGCCAAAUGCAUCCGGAACUUUUGAUUUUUGCCAGGAACUUGAAGUUUUCCUUUCUGAAACAGCAAACGGGAAAUCUGAGGUGGUCGAAAUAUGUUCUGACAGCUGUUUUGGGGGGCUUGUUAAUUUGCUCAGCUGGGUCUUUAGCUGGUGGAAUAGAUUUGAUGUCAGGAGGUGUAAAAUAGAAACGUGUGAGAAUAGCUUCUGCUUGUAAUAAGGGGAAAUUGAUGCCUUUGCGGAGGAGCAGACAGUAGUUGUGUCCAGCAUAUUUUGUGAAUUGGGUAGAGGGAUUUGACACAGGAGGAGUUUCACCCGAAUAAGAGGAGGCAGGUGGUUGCUAGAUGUCGGAAGUCACGGAGGUCCUGGGUGAUUUAACAUCAGGCGAGAUUGAAAACUGACUAGAAUGUCUUCGUGGAAAGAUGGAAAGGAAACUGGAUCUCCUAAGGGUCAGAGGAGAGAGCGUCGUGUUCAGAGCUUCUUACAUGGUACUAGCAUCUAAGGAACUGGAAAGACUUCCUCCCCACCAAACCCCGCCUCCCCGACACAACCUGUGUGUUCUCCGUAAAUCGAGCGGAUCUACAGCUGGGAGCCCUCGAACAGCAUCUUUUAAAUUAACGUUGUUUUAGUCAGAGAAAGAAACAUCUUUGAGCAGUCCUACUGACGCCACGACUCGGCCAGCUACAGGGCAGGUGGCUGUCAGUGGUCAGCUUCCCUUCACGGGAGCGGGGGCUGGAUUUAGAGCUCAGUGCCUUCUGAGUUGGUGGGCAAGUGGGUCUGUGCUCAGGUGAUUUCACACCAUUCUCCACGGCACCUGCUGUGGCCCUGCUUUUCCAAAGGAAGAGUCCGGACCCGGGGAGCUGACGAGUCUCGUUUUGGUCCAGCAGAGUGCUUCCAAACAAAAGUUGGGAGAAAGGCGUUUCUGCUCAAGGGCCGUCCCGUGGGCACAGAAGCUCUGCUUUUCCAACGUGACGGUCUGCCGUGGCCUGUGCCUUUACCCACCCUUGGCUGGAGGAACAAGCAGUGGUUUAAGAGACGCGGUAGCAAGUUUCCUCCUUUGAUUAUGUGUCAGAAGUCCUGUUCUUCCAGCCCGUUCUUGUGGCGAUGUUCUCUCGGACGGGGCCAUCUGGUCUUGUCACAGUCAUUCAGGUUUCUCGGAAUCCACUUAUGAGGUUCAGAUGCACUUCCGCAUGCUUCCUUUUGGUUUAAUAAGGUCCUUUUAAGCAUUCCCAUUACGGGAGGCCUCGGAGAUGAAAGACGCCGUGAUUGACGAGCAUCUGCUCUUUAUGUCCGCGAUGGCUGCUCAUAUUUUACGACGCCCGGAGUCCUAAAGGUUAUUAUAUAGAUGGGGGAUUUGUUUUCAAGUGAUGAGGAGAGGUGCUUUCUGCAUCGUUUCGGCCUUUCCCGGGUGACCCUAAAGGUAUUACCGGCCUCGUUUCAUCCCUCUAAAUAGGUAGUUGGAUCUAGUUAGAACUAGUCUCAAACUCGACCCGGUGCCUCUCCCAGAAAGUCUUAAGCCAUCAGAUUUAUCAGGGCGGGGGAGCUCCGGUCGAAUAGCUCGAGGUUACAGUAUACACGCUGACUCUCCUAAAAUCGGAUUCCUGGCUAGGGGAAGCGAGAGAGUAUCGCCACCGCCGUAAUAAGAGUAGUCCUCGGUCUACUUCUAGGGUGCUUAUAGUUUGCUGGCCUCCUUAGAGGAGUGUCUGUGGAGCUGUGAUAAUGAAGGAGUACAAAUGAGGUUUUUGUGUUUUUUUGAAACUGUGGAACUCUACAAAUCUACCCGUAACCACUCUCCUUACUUUUCCUGGGUCUGAGGGUGUUCCUGUCCAUGUAGACCUGCCAGAGGGAACUCGAUUCUCUUCGGGCACCCCCUUCCUAGGUGCGGAGACCUGUGGGUCUACCCUGAAGCCACCAUUUUCUGUCCAGUAAAAAGGGGUCUCGUUGGUUCCCGCUAGGCAUCUUGAAGAACUCGUCGGCUAACGAGUCCAAGUUUUCUUCCUUAGAUCGAGGAUCUCCUUCCAUCUGUACCCCCGCCUCCCCGUAUUUUCUUUUCAUCUGUCUUUGACCUAUUUGGGCCAAGACAGACCACGGGUCGGGUUGAGUCUACCUUCUACCUCGCAGGCGUUUUCUUCAUUAUUUGACCACACAGGCUCACGGCACAGGACGGACUGUUGAUUUUCCCGAUAAAUGACUCCCAGAUCAGUUACCGAGGUGUGAGACCGUGAUGACCAGAGAACAGUGGAAGAGGGAUAAACCGCCUCAAGCAAAACCUCUUCACGGCCAGUAGUUCUAAUUUAAGCGUAUAACAGACAGAAGAGAUGAGUCCGGCUAGAACAAUCCUCUCCGAGUAGAUUCGAAUUGUAUCUAGGCAGGGUGAAGAUUUUUACUUCUAUUAUAAUCACUAUAAUACUGAAUGAAAUGUAAGCUGAUUUUUUUUUUCAACUGAAGUAUUUAAAAUGGAACAUUUUAAAAUGCGACAAGAGCAUAUAGAUCUGUUUGAUUUUGUUUUUAUAAAUGUAUAUCAUCUAAAAGCUCUGCUUUUAUAUUAUAAAAUAAGCUUCAAGGUUUCCUUCGGAAACUUAGACGAAUAAGGAAUAAUGAGGUUUUGCUCAGAAACGAUGUACAUUUAUUAGCUUUAUCUCUUAACUCUUAAACCUAAUCAAAGGGAAGCUGUGGACAUGAGGGAUGUAAUUAUUUUGCAGUCCUUGGCAAAGCCGGGGGGCGGGGAGGGGAGGGGUCUACUUGAACUGUUUUUAAAAAAGGCAAAAAAAAAAAUCACAGAUAAAUAUUUUUCUACUCUUGUGUAUGAUCAUACUUUAUACUACUUUCCUCAGUAUGGCCUGCCAGGAAGCCCGAGGUAAAUGUAAUGUAAUUUAAUAUGUAUUGUACCUUUUAUCGGAUGGUUAAAAUUGGCACCAGGGAAGGUGCGGGCAAGAGCUGCCAUGAAAUGCUAGUAAAACGACAAAGCUAUCAACGAGUACUUCGAAUGAUUGUGUUAUCCUUAGUGAGAUCGAGGAGAUUUCCCCCCCCCCCCCCCCCAAUCAUGCUACCACUGUGUAUCCACCAUUUCAGAUGUAACCGCGAAACCUGUCGCCUGUUCUCCUGCCCUGGAGCAGGUUUUGUAGUCUUCGAAAGAAAUGGAAAUUUAUACAAUGAAUAAACUUUCAAACAGA